Procambarus clarkii (red swamp crayfish) is the source of this 1512-nucleotide messenger RNA. Its product is annotated as period circadian protein-like. NCBI's taxonomy places the organism in Eukaryota, Metazoa, Arthropoda, Malacostraca, Decapoda, Cambaridae. The record is from RefSeq and is a predicted model, not a curated record.
AUGGCUGGCAGAGGCACUGGCACUCAGACAGGAGACAACACUGGCACUCAGACAGGAGACAACACUGACACUCAGACAGGAGACAACACUGGCACUCAGACAGGAGACAACACUGACACUCAGACAGGAGACAACACUAACACUCAGACAGAAGACAACACUGACACUCAGACAGGAGACAACACUGGCACUCAGACAGGAGACAACACUGACACUCAGACAGGAGACAACACUGACACUCAGACAGGAGACAACACUGGCACUCAGACAGAAGACAACACUGGCACUCAGACAGAAGACAACACUGACACUCAGACAGGAGACAACACUGGCACUCAGACAGGAGACAACACUGACACUCAGACAGGAGACAACACUAACACUCAGACAGGAGACAACACUGGCACUCAGACAGGAGACAACACUGACACUCAGACAGGAGACAACACUAACACUCAGACAGGAGACAACACUGACACUCAGACAGGAGACAACACUAACACUCAGACAGAAGACAACACUGACACUCAGACAGGAGACAACACUGACACUCAGACAGGAGACAACACUGACACUCAGACAGGAGACAACACUAACACUCAGACAGGAGACAACACUGACACUCAGACAGGAGACAACACUGACACUCAGACAGAAGACAACACUGACACUCAGACAGGAGACAACACUGACACUCAGACAGAAGACAACACUGACACUCAGACAGGAGACAACACUGACACUCAGACAAGAGACAACACUGACACUCAGACAGGAGACAACACUGACACUCAGACAGGAGACAACACUGACACUCAGACAGAAGACAACACUGACACUCAGACAGGAGACAACACUAACACUCAGACAGGAGACAACACUAACACUCAGACAGGAGACAACACUGACACUCAGACAGGAGACAACACUAACACUCAGACAGGAGACAACACUGACACUCAGACAGGAGACAACACUGACACUCAGACAGAAGACAACACUGACACUCAGACAGGAGACAACACUAACACUCAGACAGGAGACAACACUGACACUCAGACAGGAGACAACACUAACACUCAGACAGGAGACAACACUGACACUCAGACAGGAGACAACACUAACACUCAGACAGGAGACAACACUGACACUCAGACAGGAGACAACACUAACACUCAGACAGGAGACAACACUGACACUCAGACAGAAGACAACACUGACACUCAGACAGGAGACAACACUAACACUCAGACAGGAGACAACACUGACACUCAGACAGGAGACAACACUAACACUCAGACAGGAGACAACACUGACACUCAGACAGAAGACAACACUGACACUCAGACAGGAGACAACACUAGUAUAAAGAGUCAGAAAGUGUUGGAAACAGUUAAUGGUCUUCACAAACACCCAACAACCUCCACCACACAGGGCGACAGUGCCAGUGCCAGAAUUAGGUUGGGAUACAGACAUCAAUGGCAAGUGACUACAGGUAAUCAAGCCCCCUAA